AUGCCGUCAAACUCUGGCAAGUGCUUUCUCUUCAUUGACUCUGAUCCAACAGUAGUUGAUGGGCGGGGACUGUCCAAAGCCAAAUCUCACGCGGCAUUGGCAACUCACCGUUUGAAAGCAAAUCUACUCCGCGCUGAAAAACAACGACAGAAGUGUUCUACACCCUCCACGCCUGGUCUUCCUCAUUCGCCUGCCAGUAUUGCUUUAAAUGCGGACAAAAGUCUCUCCAGGCUUGACCAACCUCCAUCUGAAACGCAAGCCCCUGUUCAAGGAAUCUCGACCUUCUCCAGAUGGAGGCUCCAAGGGGCGCGAAAGAAGUCGGCGCUAGCACGAAGAAAGGAUCCUUCUGAAGCAAGUGAUCUGACUGAUAUACUCUCACAUACAGAAGGCGUUGAGUUGCUGCCUUUUCUAUAUAAAGGCAAUUGCGAUCCGUUCAACUCUGCUGGGGUACCUGUGACUGCACAUCAAUUUAGUCUCAUCAAACUGUCCCGGUCAGAAUCAGUUUCGACAGUAUGGGCAUCAGAGCUUUCUAUGCGUCCUCGAAACAAUGGGCUGAUGAAUGACCUAUGUCAAUCACUCGGUAAUUUAUGCAAUGAUCCGGCUGUGGUUCACGCAAAUCUCGCCCUUGGGUACAUAACAAAGGCUGCCUGCCAGGGGAAAUUUGAGGCCGGCGACUUUCUGGCAAUCAAAAGACAAAAAGGCCAAGCGUUGAGUUCUCUACGACAGCUCGUGGAGAGGCAAAGCGAGUCUGGUUCACAGGACAAAUUAAGCGCAAUCAAGGACGCGACCCAAUUGCUAGGCGCCUGCGAGGUAUUUUUGGGUGAUAGCAAAACGGCUCUUAUCCAUUCUUCUGCUACGGCCAGGGUGAUUGAUAUAAUGGGUGGGUUUCAAAGUUUACCACUGCUUGAGAUCGAACUCUAUGUCCAUGCUAUCGUAGGCUUAGCAUCGAAGAUGAAUACACGGCCAAUUAUCCCUACGGAGGCUUGGGAUCCUGGUCCAUGGCAUAGUUUUUGCGCCAAGGACAGAAGCAGGAAGUUUCAGCUGUGGAGUGAAAGUUCAAGUGUGCCAUCUUCUUUCGAAAGUUCUCCACAAUCUUCUUCCUGGGCAUCUGAUAUCGACGAUCUUGGUGCGUCUCAUGCUCACACGCCCGCUUCUCCUGAUGUUUCCGAUGAACCCCAAUUGCUUAGACCAACAACGGUUUCUCCACAGCUAAGCAACAUCCUUGAGGAACUGAGAGAAUUAUUGACGAUCGAGGAAAUAAAAAUAAGAAGCACACCGGUUGCAGACAUCAUCGCGAGAGAAGAUAUCAUUCAGAUGUUUCGAUGGUCUCACCUGCGAACCACCGCCAUACGUGGGCGAGGAUUGCAUCACUGGUGUGAUCUUCUCGAGAGCAAUAUCACAAAUCAGAGUCUGGAUUCGGAGGCCGCAACUCCUACAACUACCACAUAUACUACUUUUGACAUGUGUCUGUGUCUAGCGAUGAGGCUCCUUGAUAGAUGUAUCUUUCACGAACCCUAUCUAAAGACAGGCAUGUUUCGACAGACCAAGGCAUACUAUGAUAUACUCCUGGAUAGCAUUGAGAAACUACGGCCAGCGUUCGAUGUGCGCCAGGGACUUCGCGAUGCCAGGAGCUACGAUAUGCUUUGGAUCUACUCCGUAGGAGCCCAUACGGAAACUGCAUUCUUGCAGGGUAAGGUCCACCAAUCUGGGGGCGUUCAUUGUUACUCGUACUUCAGGGAUUGCUUUACCCUUUUGGCCCCAUCUCUUUCUUUCAAAGAUUUUCGGCAAGUUACCGACUUUUUGGAAGAAAACUACCUGUACUGUUCGCGGCUCCAGAAUUUUACGCUAUAUAAUCUCGUGGACUUUGGGCAGUCACUCUGA
Messenger RNA from Exophiala aquamarina CBS 119918, 1881 nucleotides. RefSeq lists its product as uncharacterized. The record is from RefSeq and is a predicted model, not a curated record. The transcript has a single exon. NCBI's taxonomy places the organism in Eukaryota, Fungi, Ascomycota, Eurotiomycetes, Chaetothyriales, Herpotrichiellaceae. The coding region runs from base 1 to 1881 and encodes 626 amino acids.